Messenger RNA from Amblyraja radiata (thorny skate), 4525 nucleotides. RefSeq names its product terminal nucleotidyltransferase 5C (gene tent5c). Gene Ontology annotation, biological process: mRNA stabilization. The record is from RefSeq and is a predicted model, not a curated record. NCBI's taxonomy places the organism in Eukaryota, Metazoa, Chordata, Chondrichthyes, Rajiformes, Rajidae. The transcript has 3 exons. Bases 294 to 1448 code for a protein of 384 amino acids. Gene Ontology annotation, molecular function: RNA binding; poly(A) RNA polymerase activity.
UAUCCAGGCUGACUCGGGGUGAGAGAGAGGAGAGAGACGAGAGAGAGAUCACACACUGAGACAGGACUCUCACACCAGGACUGAGCCAAGGAACAGUUUAAAUCACCAUGCUUUAUUUCACUUACCAAGCAUUGGCUGCGAAUUUCUGAACACCACAAAGUGCGCUCAGCAGUUCGGUUGCACUAAUUUGCCGGUUAUUUUAGUGGAUCGUAGGAAGUGAAGGGCUGUCUUCAGAUUGGACAAGUUUAUUGGCGAGUAUUGACCCAAAGCCGAUUGAAAUCCAAAGACUCAGUAUGACAGACAGUAAAGCCACUAGUGUGUUGACCUGGGAUCAAGUCAGCAGUUUGAAUGAUGUUCUUACCGAAGUGGUCUUUAUUCACGGGCGAGGCAACUUUCCAACACUGGAAGUCAAGCUGAAAGACGUGGUUAAGAUUGUGCGAUGCCGGCUCCUUGAAAGUGGUAUUCCAGUGCGUGAUGUGCGUCUGAAUGGGUCAGCAGCCAGCCAUGUCCUGGUGAAGGAUAAUGGGUUAAACUACAAAGAUUUGGACCUGAUCUUUGGUGUUGAUCUACCAGGAGAAACCGAAUUCCAGUUGGUAAAAGACGUGGUCCUGAGUUGCCUGCUCGAGUUUCUUCCCGAAGGCGUCAACAAGGAACGCAUCACGCCGCUAACGCUCAAGGACGCUUACGUGCAAAAGAUGGUGAAGGUUUGCACGGAUACAGACCGCUGGAGUUUAAUCUCUCUCUGCAACAACCAUGGAAAGAACAUAGAGUUGAAAUUUGUGGACUCCCUAAGACGUCAGUUUGAGUUCAGUGUUGACUCUUUCCAAAUCAUCUUGGACUCCCUCCUGUUUUACUACGACUACUCUGAGAACCCAAUGAGCGAGCACUUUCACCCAACAGUGAUUGGAGAAAGUGUGUACGGGGACUUUGAGGAAGCAUUAGGUCACCUCAGGAAUACCCUAAUUGCGACCAAGGCUCCAGAAGAGAUCAGAGGUGGGGGACUGCUGAAGUAUUGCAACCUUCUGGUGAGAGACUUCAAGCCCACCAGCGAAGAGGUGAUCAAGUCCCUGGAGAGGUACAUGUGCUCUCGUUUCUUCAUAGACUUCCCGGACAUCACGGAGCAGCAGAGAAAGAUGGAGGUGUACCUCCAGAACCACUUCAUCGGCGAGGAGAAGAGCAAGUACGACUACCUCAUGAUACUGAGGAGCGUGGUGAACGAGAGCACUGUCUGUCUGAUGGGGCACGAGAGGCGCCAGACUCUCAACUUGAUCAGCCUCUUAGCACUCAGGGUGCUGGCGGAGCAGAACAUCAUCCCUAAUGUCACCAAUGUGACCUGUUACUAUCAGCCUGCCCCCUAUGUCAGCAACACCAACUUCAGCAACUACUAUGUAGCCCACAGCACCACCUCCUACCAACAGGCGUACCCUACCUGGCUCCCAUGCAACUAAUAAGCAAUGCUAUGUUCACACUUGACUGGUGUGCCGGCCGAUGUCCUUCCCAUUGCCUGGAUGGUGUCUUUCAUUGACGGUAACUGAGAUGGGAGUGUACCCUGUGGCUGUUGUACAUGUUCCGUGAAUUAAAUUGCAAUGGCAAUACAAGGAUAACACACACACUAAUUUUAUGCUGUGUGGGGGGGGGGGGGGAGAGAAAAAUCCAAGUGGCACUACAGUGUGUGACAUGUAUUGUCAAAGAUGCAUUACAACACUAGCAAGAGUCCCUAUAGUACACUGUGUCAUGCUUGGCUGGGAACGCCACUCUUUUUUGCUUUCAACAAAAGAGUUCAAAAAGAAUGUUAAUCCUUCACGGUGUGUUCAGGGGAAAAAAUAAAAUGUUUAAUAAAAAAAUACCAGUGGUUUUCAAGACACUGCACUAAGAGGGAUGGAUCAAAAAGCUUCAUCUAUUGGUAACCAAGUGAAGGGAUGCACUCUGCACAUUAUCAAAAACAUUUUUGUUUAAUCGGCCACAGAGAUAGGGAUUUGAAGCCUAUUACACUCAUUUCAAUCGAAGAUUGACAGUUUCUGAAGAGAAUAUGGGAAGGAAAUAUUUGUGUUAGUCAGAGAGAAAAGAGAAUUGGUCUUUUGGGGCUAUUAAGCUCCAAAGCAACUUAGAAACCAAAUUGCAGGCAAGGCACUGUUUUGGUUGGGUAAUUUGCACAUAAGCUGCUGGAGUUUGAAGAAAUUGCAAUCCAAGUUUCUGUCUCCUGAAUAAAUAACAAAUAUUUUUCAUUUGAGGAAUUGAGUAAAUCUUUUUUGUUAAAACAUUUUAAAUUUUCAAAAGGUAGCAUUCCUUUAAUUGUACAAAACUAGUCGGCGCUGGGUGCUAGAUAAUCUAAUAUCAAUUUAGUUCAUGUUUGUGACAUUGCAGCUUCAGUUUGGGUGAGUAGAAUUAUAUUUUUGGUACUGAAAAUCAACCUUAUGCCUUUUGUUGAUUUUGCACCAUAAGAAUUUUUUUUCAUUUGGCUGCAUGCGUGAGCCUUUUUAAUCUAAGCCACAUUCCCAGUCAAUGGAAAUAUACUGAAGCUAGUCUACCCUUCCCCCAGGUCGGUAAAGCUGGCUUUAGAAAGCUAUGGUGUCUACGAGUGUUAGGAUUUUUGAUCCAUGCCCUUUGUUCAGAGUAUACAGGGGUAAGGAUGAAAUGCACAAAUUCCAGGUUUGAAUACUGUCGGUACAGUUAUUUGGCUGUCAAUAGCUUUGUUUGCAGAAUAAAGAAAUAUAGAUUUUUCUAGGCCAAUCUCUUGCAGCAAACAUUUUGUUAUGGUAACACUGAGUUCCAGUCUAUUUCUCUGGAAAAUUGCUGAUGAGAAAAAUUAUCCUUUUAAUGGAAUUGUAUGACUUUGAGUCUGUCUUGGGAACUGAUGCAUUCAAGGUAACUUGAUGGAAGAUUUAUUUCACACUCUACAGGACUAAAAGUUUGGGUUAUUAAUUUGUUUGCAUUACGUAUAAUCUGUCUUUGUUGCCUAUCUUGAAACCCCCAUGGGUGUAGAAAUCUGUAGCAUUGUAUUGAUCAGCUGACAUUGUCUUUUUUUUAAACACUGGAAAAGAUUUACUUUAGAAAAAUGCAUUGAUCUUAAGAAAUAUGCAAACUAGAAAUUAUUUUGUUUGGCAGAUCAAAUUAAAAUUAACAUCAGGAAAUAUCUUCAGUGUUUAAAGAUGAGCUUGUAAAGAGUGUACUAUAGCACAGUGUACUAUUGGUAAGACCUGGUCUGUGAGACUUCAUUACACUAAUAGGGUGAUACAUUGUAGUCAGUCCAGAUUCAUUGUGAACAUAGUAUUGCUGUACUUUAAAUGCAGCGGAGGGGGAAAGAUCAUUGGCAAUUUAUACCUUUUUAAUAAAAAUUGUAUGCUGACAUUUUCCAAACACCAGCUCUGGAAUAAAUGGAACUGAAAAUAGAAGCUAGAACUUUGCAACGGGAAAGGAACAUUUAUUUUAAGAUUUAUUUUUGAAACGCGUACCAGGGUGUGAGAAAUAAAACUGAAGUUUCGUGUUAACUUCAAGGUGAAAUAGCCCUGGAGUUCAGGGCCCCAGCAAAAUGAAUUGAAGUGAAUUAUGCAAAAUAUUUGUAUUGCAACAUCAGUCACUGAAGUAUUGUCAAUGGGGUUUUGGCAGUGAAUCCUGCUUUGAAUUGUGUAUGUGAAAGGGAAUGUGCCCGAUAUGUCUAGAACAUGUUUGGCAUAUGGAAAAUGGAGGAGGCUGUGAAAUUUUAAACUCUUUAGAUUCUCUUGCACUGGGAUUGCUGCAUAUUGCUGGCUGCCCUUGCCCAUGUAAUGAACGACACGGGCAGCAAAAGUCUUCCAAACUCUUGCACUGUUUGGUGAGGGUGUUAAUGAAUUAUGCAACCAAACCUGUCCUCUAAAUAAACACCAAGUAUGCACUUUCUGAGUCACGAGCUAGUGAACUGAAUUGGAAAUAUUGCGGGAGAGAGUGGAAGGGAAACUCUGAGGUUAGAUAAGGGGAUAACAUUGCACAGAUAGUCAAAUCUAGGACAUUCCUGGUUUCGUCAUCACACAGUCCAUAUACAACAUCAUCACAUCUUGAGAGCACUUUAUAAUGCGUUUCAUUCAUCUGGGUGACCACAAGUGUGCUCUGUAUUGAUGGUGCAUUUAAUAUCAGGGUGCAAUUAAUAUUAGAUGUAGUCAAGUGAGAUAUGAAUGUGUUCAGGAUCUGUAAAUACUGGGUGUGAAUGGUACACAAUGGUUCUUGUGGGAGUGUACGAUUGUUUGGGUUUUAAACCCCUUGACCAGUUGUUAUCCUGUAACCAAGCAGGAGGAUAAAAUAAGGAUCGAUCUCAACCCAUUUUCUUCUGUUUUGUGGUGGGGUUGGUAAGGCAUGGAUGUUGGGACUGGGAUCUCUAGAGUUAAAGCUGUAUUUUUAUUUUCAGAUUUACCGAGCUGUUAUUGGCAGUGUUUGUAAGAUUAAAAAAUAUAUAUUUGUUUUCAGAUUGUAAUGCUGCUGUACAUGCUUUGUACAAACCAAAGAACCUGUAGACAUUUGGUCUGUAUUUGACAAUAAAGACUACCUGAUGAAA